This is a messenger RNA of Lodderomyces elongisporus, 4926 nucleotides long. RefSeq lists its product as uncharacterized. The coding region runs from base 1 to 4926 and encodes 1641 amino acids. The transcript has a single exon. NCBI's taxonomy places the organism in Eukaryota, Fungi, Ascomycota, Pichiomycetes, Serinales, Debaryomycetaceae. The record is from RefSeq and is a predicted model, not a curated record.
AUGUCGAAUCGAGGGAAUUUAAACCUAAAUCUACCGCCUUCUUCUGGGAAAUAUACUGUGGGAGAAAACGUGCAUUUUGAACUAUCGAAGGAAAAGAACAAUAGCACUAAUUCAAACCCACAUACGAGCAGUACUAGUACAAGUAAUAGUAAUAACACUGGUAUUGGUGUUGCAAAGAGUUUAUCCACCAACGAUAAUAAUAAUGACAACGACAACCAGCAACCACAGCAACAUGAACAGAUUCAAUCAAAAGCGAAAUCACAGUCACAGUCACAGUCACAGUCACAGUCGCAGCCACAGACCCAGGUGCAAGUGGAACAGCAACAGCAACAGCAGUCUUUGGUGAAUUCCCCAGCUGCUCAAUUAGCAGCAAAGAAGCGAAAGAAAAAGAAAAGCAAAAAGAGCAGCAAUAACAAUGGCAACAACAGUAACACUAGUAGCAAUUCUAACAGCGAAAUUACCAACACUAGCAUAUCCAUGCCACAUGCUUUCUUAAACAAUCCUGAUGAGGACUAUCCAACUUCUCGCGUGAUAAAGCAAGCACCAAAUGGGGACGUAAUUGUAGAAAGCCUCGACCAUGUAGGCGGAACUUAUGAGGACCACCUCCAUGACGAUUAUAGUGAUGAGGAUACACUGCAUCACCACCUUCGACAAGCACCUCAUCAAGCCUCGAAUAAUAAUCACAUACAUAACCACUCCCACACUUCUUCGCAUCCUUUGCAGCAUACUCCAAACCAUUUGCAUCACGCUUCUCAUAAUGCUAACCCAUUGACACAGCAUAUAUCAGCGAGUGGAGCCAGCAUGAGAUCACAUGGACACAAUGAUGCCCACAGUAAUUUAUGGGACAGCGCAUCGCUUGAAGAGCAAGAGAAACUUAAGGAAUUUUGGGAAUCUCUUGAAGAGUCUCAGAAAUUGGAUUUAGUGAAGAUUGACAAACAGUCCAUAAUGAAGAUGUUCAAGAAUGAAACAAGGCAGCACUUGCAACAGUUGCUGCAAAAUGGAGUACUGAAUAACCAAAAUGCAAGUAGUAGCAAUAACUGUGCUUGCAAAUAUUGUGGAAGAAGAAACAAUAUCAUUGAGGAAGAGUUGGAGAAUAUUUACGACAAUCACUUUGAUGAUAUAAUUGAUUUCAUCCAUGAAGUACGCGAUAUUAAUGACCUCAAUGCUUUACCGGGCUUACUAUUUGGUGGGUUUCAUAUGCUCGAAGAGGAAAGAAGGCUACAGAAGCGGAAACAACUACACAACGAACAUUUGGAAUUGGCCAAGAGCUCCAACCUUCAAAACCAAGCACAUAUCGAGGAAAUCAGAGCACAGAUGGAUAAGUUGAAAAUGAACCAACGUCAACAAUCACAAUCACAAUCACAAUCACAAUCACAACAACAAAGGGAUGUUCAAACAGCGCAAUCACAAGUACUUUCCAAGGAUUCUUCUCUGAAAAAUGCAAACACAAGUAUGAAUAAGCAACAUACAUCACAGCAAUUGUUGCAGCCACAAAUUCAAGCACAGGGAAAGAACAAUUUGCAGCAAAAUCAUCAUACUCACCACCACCAUCAACAGCCACUGCAACAUCCAACUGUACAAAUUAGUGCGACGUUUCUGAGCUCCAACCCCACCGAGACCCAACUUUUCAACAAAUUGCUUGACCCCAAGUUAUUUGAGGCUUUGGAAAGUUUGGAUUUGCAAAAAAUGAAAGAAGUCUCACAUUUUGACCCUCAAAACACUGCACAUAUCAAUAUGUUGGAAAAGGCAGGAUCUUUAAGAGAGAUUGUACGUGAUUUACACAAUGUAGAUAGGAAUCACUUGGAAAAGGGAAUGUCUUAUGUGCAAAAUAUGGGCAAAUUGUUUUCAAAUAUAGCCAGUUUGAACCCUAGCAACCCCGAGGACGCUGAGAAGAUUAUGACUGGCCAAUUGAAUGAGCAAUUUAAUCAAGGUCUUUCAACAUUUGCUGAAGAUUUGUUAAAGAACGAUGGAAGCUCCUUCAUCAGUAUGAUGGAAACACUUUCGGAACUGCGUUCAGCGCGUGAAGAAUUACUCAAGGAAAAAACUCCUUACAACGGAUUACUCACUAAAACUCCUGCUGCUACUUCCCAAGACCGCGAACAACAAGUCCAGCCCAACCAUUCUCAUUGGCUUGACGAAGAUGAUCAUGAUCAUGAGCACGAGCACGAGCACGAGCACGAGCAUGAACAUGAAAUUGACGACGAGGACCAUGAGCAUUAUUGUUGCCAUCACCACCAACAUCAUCAUCUUCACGGAGAUGAGGAGUACGAUGAGGAAGAUGAGGAAGAUGACGAAGAGUAUGAAUAUGGAGACGAUGAAGAGGAGGAAGACGAAGAGGACGAGGAAGAGGGAGAAGAUGAAGAGUUGGAGGAGGUGGUCGAAGAUGAUGUAGAUGAAGAAAUUUUGGACGAUGAAGAAGAGUUUGACGCAAAAAAUGCAAGCGAUACUGAAUCUGAGAUUUCCGAAGAAGAGAAAAUGCAAGAAAUACGUCGUUUGUUUUUAAUACAAGUGAUAAAAUUGUUUCAGGAACGACUCAAGAGUGCUUAUAAGGAGAAAGUUUCAAAAGACAACACGCGAAAACUUUUUGAAGAACUCGAGGCCGAGGAAGCCGCGAAGAGGGAAAAGGAGGCCAAGAAGUUGAAGCAAAAGGAGAAGGCAAAGGAAAGGAAGAGAUUACAGCAGUUGGCCAAGGAAGAAGAAAAACGCAAAAAAGAGGAAGAGGCCAAGAGGAUUGCUGAGGAAUUACAUGCUAAACAAGAACAACUCAAGUUGGAACAAAAGAAAAAGAAAGAAGAGGCAAGAUUAAGAAGAGAAGAAGAGAAAAAGAAAAAGUUGGAGGAGAUAAAGAGACGCGAGGCAGAACAUAAACGCAAAGUGGAGGAGCAGAUUAAACAUGACGAAGAGCAAAGGAGAUUGAAAGAGGAGCGUAGAAAGGAGUUGGAGGAGAAAAAGAGACAAAAAGAAGAAGAGAAAAAACAAAAGGAAUUAUUGAAGAAGCAGAAGGAAGAGGAAAAAGAAAGGCUUCGUAUUGAGCGUGAAAAGCAACUUGAAAAAGAGGCUGCCGUAUCAAAGUCAAUACCACAACCAUCACCAAAGUCAAAGCACGUUAUGAAACUGGCGGCAACUUUUCAAUCCGAUAUUCCAUCUAAGCAAAAUCAAGCUCAAAAUGGAAAUCAAUCACAUUUGCCGCCUCAGUCUCGUUUGAGACAAGAUGAAGAAAAUCCACAAAAAACUUUUGCUAACUCUGUCUUCAGUGCCAAGGAAUACAAUUCAAUUUACCAACCUUUGCCAGGAUCUCUUUCCAAUAAUUCAUCCUCGGCAGCCCUUUCAGUAGGUACCCAGCUGUCAAAUUUCCAGGCUUUGUCUCAUCCUCAACAGCAACAACAGCAAUAUUCUAAUGAUAUUUAUCUUCCUUCUGCAAAUCUUGCUACCGCGACUGUCCAAUCACCUAGAUCUGCUCCGAUAAAUUUACCCAAUGGCACAUCCGCCGUCGGUGUUUCACUUGCAAACCAUUUGAGUUUGAAUAAUAGUUCGCAAGGUUCACCAUGGACAACAAACUCAACGCUCAGUAGUAAUUUGGGAUCUACAGGUCUUAGUCACGGCCAAGGUCAGACUGUUUCUGGAGUGAAUACAAAUUUGCCGUCAUCUAUAGGUAUUACGUCUGGUGGGGCAUCUCAAAUUUUCCAACCACAACCACAACCACAACUACAACCACAUCAACCACAACAGCAGCAACAACAACAACAACAACAACAACAACAACAACAACAACAGCAAAACUAUUUUAGCCCUUUCAACUCGUUCUCUGAACCUCUGGUGGGCGAACCUUUCCAAGGAAUAGUACACCCGACCACUAAUAUCAAUAAUAGUACCACUGCAAGCUCCAGUACUGGCGCGAUUAUUCCUCCUAUGAAUCCAUCAGGUAAUAUUUGGAAUAGCAAUAUUGGUGCUACUGCUACCAAUGCUCCAGCGAGUGUUUCCAGAAACAACUCUGUUUGGAGUAAUAAUGCGAUCACGCCUAAGCCCAGUGAACCUUCAUUUUUGAGCACGGCUGGAAGAUCGAGCAGUCUUUGGGGAACUUUAGCCAAUGCGCCUGUUGCUAGUAGCAGUAAUAACAACAGCAAUGCAACUGCCAACUACGACAAUAACAACGUUCGCAGUUUGGGUAGCUCUUCGUUUGCACCAGCUAACCCUGGCCAACAUGAGUUGGAGGUCAUACAAACAGCGAUUUAUAAUUGUUUUCAAAUGAUGCAAAAUUCGAACCAGUUGGAAUUCAAUGUUGCUCCAUUGAUGGCAAUUUUCUCAAAUGUCCGUUCAUUGACGAAUAAGACUCAAUUGACCGUGAAUCAGUUUCUUAAUUGCUGUGUUUCUAAUUCAUUGUAUCAGUUUGAUUUCGUUUACGAUGACUUUGGCACUGUGACUCAUUUGAAAGUUGGUCUUAACGGAUUAAAUGAUCAUAAUAGUGUAAAUGGGUUUUCCAAAAGCUCUACAACGCCUCCACUGUUGCCUAUUUCCGCCAUGAAUUCAAAGAUUCUAGGUUAUACGCAACAACAACAACAACAACAACAACAACAGCCACAGCCCCAGCCACAGUCACAACAACAAUACCCAUUGCAACACUCACAUCCGCAACGUCUGCUGCAAUUAUUUUCGAAUAAUCAGACAAUACUUUCUCAAGAUGUCACAUCUUCAGCGUUUGCCACUGGUACCAACACGCAGGGUUCAUCGUAUGGUCAAGUACAACUGGGAGCAGUUUCUCCUGCAUUUGCAAGAACAUCGCCUCCUGGAUUGUUCCCCAAUGAUAUACCUUUAUUGAGCACAAUCAAUGAAUUGAACUCUACACCCUCUACCGGAACUGGAACUGGAACUGGAAGUGGAGUUGGAGCAGGAACCGGAGCUGUGUUUGGAUCUGGUAUUUGGAAUUGA